AUGAAACCGGUUUGUUCAUUAUCUUUUACAGAAGGUGGCCUGGAUGAAGAAAAAUGGAGUGAAACGUUUCCUGCCUGUGCUGGAAUAAAUCAAUCCCCAAUUGAUAUAAAGAGGAAACAAGCAGAAUAUAACCCACGUAUUGCACAAUUACAGCUUAGUGGUUAUGAAGGAUCUCAAGAAGAAUCAUUCACAAUGACAAACAAUGGCCAUUCAGUACAGAUCAUUUUACCACGUACCAUGCUUAUCAGCAGUGGACUUCCCAACAACUACACAGCCGUUGAGAUGCACUUUCACUGGGGCGGACUAGACCUGGAGAGCAGUGGGUCAGAGCACACUGUUGAUGGGAUGCGGUACCUUGCUGAGCUGAAUGCAGAAGUAACGGAAUCCAUCUCUGAUACAGUCAAUGUUACUAAUAUGAUGGAUAACUCAUGUAAGUCUGCCUUGCAAGCGUUAGAAACAGCAGAUGAUGUUGAAGAUGAAGGGUUUCUCAAUCUCUUCAUCUGA
Protopterus annectens (West African lungfish) is the source of this 504-nucleotide messenger RNA. RefSeq names its product carbonic anhydrase 6-like. The record is from RefSeq and is a predicted model, not a curated record. Lineage: Eukaryota; Metazoa; Chordata; Ceratodontiformes; Protopteridae. The transcript has 4 exons. The coding region runs from base 1 to 504 and encodes 167 amino acids. Gene Ontology annotation, molecular function: zinc ion binding; carbonate dehydratase activity.